Molecule: messenger RNA, 6516 nt
Organism: Nycticebus coucang (slow loris)
Lineage: Eukaryota; Metazoa; Chordata; Mammalia; Primates; Lorisidae
Gene: ERCC6L2
Product: ERCC excision repair 6 like 2
Exons: 20
Coding region: 363-5180 (1605 amino acids)
Molecular function (GO): ATP-dependent chromatin remodeler activity; ATP binding
Source: RefSeq, a predicted model, not a curated record
UUAUGGUUGGAAGUUGCUGUAGGCAGUAGAAGGAGGCCUGACACGAGAGGGAGAUUUAGGGUUCGUGGUGCCCGCCUCUGGUCUUCUCCGGGCUUUGAAGUUCGGGACGUGUAGGUGAACCCCGCCUUGUCAACCUCACAUAGAGCCCCCCGGCUCUGCUGCUCCUUCGGCAUCACCUGCCCUCCCAUCCCCAGUUUUUCCUGGGGUCCCCUCAUACGCCACUUUUGCUACCUCCUGCCCCGUCCCGUGGCCUCCGGCUCCAGGGGAGCCAUGUACGGAGGACGGCGGCGGGGAGUAGUGUUGGCCGCGACUGGCCCACUUGCCAGCUUUCUAGCUGUCCUUCGCUGCCUUCCGGGUGUUAAAUGCAGCCGGGCUGCCAGGCCCCUACCCCUGGCCAGAUGGAUCCCUCCUCGGCUCAGAAGUCCGGUGCCGAAACCUCCUGCAAAGACAGAUGGCAUCCAGGAGAAAGAUGUCUUGUCCCUUCUACAGAUCGUGGAAAACUUUGUGAAGCAAGCAUAAAAUCUAUUACAGUGGAUGAAAAUGGCAAAUCAUUUGCAAUUGUCUUGUAUUCAGACUUUCAAGAAAGGAAAAUACCUCUUACAAGACUUCAAGAAAUAAAGUCUAUCAAAGAUUGCCCAAGGAAUUUUAUAUUUGAUGAUGAAGAUUUAGAAAAGCCUUAUUUCCCAGACCGAAAAUUUCCAUCAUCUGCUGUUGCUUUUAAGUUAUCUGAAGAUGGAGAUUCUAUUCCUUAUACCAUUAAUAGGUAUUUGAGAGACUAUCAAAGGGAAGGAGCCCAGUUUCUUCAUGGACACUACAUCAAAGGAAGAGGGUGCAUUCUUGGUGAUGACAUGGGACUUGGAAAAACAGUACAGAUAAACAGAAGUGCACAAAUUUAUGAGCCAAAUAUUACCCUCCCUAUGGAGUUUAUUUUUUACAUGGAAAGAAGAAUGUAUACAGUUUAUUUAAAUAGAGGACAUGAAAAGAUAGUUUCCAUGGAUAGAAAAACAAAUAAGAAGGUUAUUUCAUUUCUGGCUGCAGUUUUGCAUAAAAAGGGAACCCGUGAGGAUAUCGAAAACAACAUGCCAGAGUUUUUACUAAGAAGUUUGAAAAAGGAACCCCCUUUGUCAACAGCAAGAAAGAUGUUCUUAAUAGUUGCUCCUCUCUCUGUACUCUAUAACUGGAAGGAUGAAUUGGAUACCUGGGGAUAUUUCAGAGUUACAGUUUUACAUGGAAACAGAAAAGACAAUGAACUGAUUCGUAUAAAGCAGAGGAAAUGUGAAAUUGCUCUAACAACUUAUGAAACACUGCGCUUAUGUCUGGAUGAGCUUAACAGUUUGGAGUGGUCAGGUAUCAUUGUGGAUGAAGCUCAUAGAAUCAAGAAUCCAAAGGCUAGAGUAACAGAAGUUAUGAAAGCUUUGAAAUGUAACGUCCGCAUUGGUCUGACUGGAACCAUUCUUCAGAAUAACAUGAAAGAACUGUGGUGUGUUAUGGACUGGGCUGUGCCGGGACUUUUAGGUAGCAGGACCCACUUUAAGAAGCAGUUUUCUGACCCAGUAGAACAUGGACAGAGACACACAGCAACGAAACGAGAACUAGCCACUGGGCGAAAGGCCAUGCGAAGGCUUGCAAAAAAGAUGUCUGGCUGGUUUCUCAGGCGUACCAAGACUCUUAUCAAGGAUCAGUUGCCUAAGAAGGAAGAUCGGAUGGUGUAUUGUUCUCUGACAGAUUUCCAGAAAGCUGUCUACCAAACAGUGCUAGAAACAGAAGAUGUGACUUUGAUACUUCAGUCUUCAGAGCCUUGUACCUGUAACAGCGGCCGAAAAAGGAGAAAUUGUUGUUAUAAGACCAAUUCACAGGGUGAAACAGUGAAGACCUUGUAUUUCAGUUACCUCACAGUCCUUCAGAAAGUAGCUAACCAUGUCGCACUCCUGCAGUCUGCUACCACCUCCAAACAACAGGAAACACUUAUAAAAAGGAUAUGUGAUCAAGUAUUUUCUAGAUUCCCAGAUUUUGUGCAGAAAAGCAAAGAUGCAGCCUUUGAAACACUUUCUGACCCCAAAUACAGUGGAAAAAUGAAGGUCCUUCAGCAGCUUUUAAAUCACUGCAGGAAAAACAGAAAUAAAGUUCUUCUCUUUUCUUUUUCCACUAAGUUGCUGGACGUGCUGCAGCAAUACUGUAUGGCAUCUGGGCUUGAUUAUCGACGACUUGAUGGCAGUACAAAAUCAGAGGAAAGACUGAGGAUCGUCAAAGAGUUCAACAGUACACAAGAUGUUAACAUUUGCCUUGUCUCUACAAUGGCUGGUGGACUUGGCCUCAAUUUUGUUGGUGCCAAUGUUGUUGUAUUAUUUGAUCCUACAUGGAAUCCAGCAAAUGAUCUUCAAGCCAUUGACAGAGCAUACAGGAUUGGACAAUGCAGAGAUGUCAAAGUCCUGCGGCUCGUGUCCUUGGGAACCGUGGAGGAAAUCAUGUACUUACGGCAGGUGUACAAGCAGCAACUUCAUUGUGUGGUAGUUGGAAGUGAAAAUGCCAAACGCUAUUUUGAAGCCGUUCAAGGAUCAAAAGAGCAUCGAGGAGAGCUUUUUGGGAUCCAUAACCUCUUCAGACUAAGACCCCAAGGGUCUUGUCUUACAAGGGACAUCCUGGAGAGAGAAGGCCAGGUGGAAGCAGGGAUCAUGACAGCCACAACAUGGUUGAAAGAGGGACCUCCCCCACCCAGAGUAGAAACGCCUAGACAGCCUGACUGUCAAGAACUCAGAGGUCCAGAACAGCUUGCAGAGCCACUGGCAAAGGAAGUGUGUGAUCUCUGCAGUGACUUAAGUGAUGAUGAAUCAGUGGGAACCUCAGGAAGAAAGGCUACUAAAAACAAAGCAUCUGAUUCAAGUAAAGCUUCCGGUUUUCCAGGACAGCUUACCUUACUCCAGUGUGGUUUCGCUAAAGUGUUUGAGGCAAAAUGUAAAGCAGUUGAAGAUCAUGAAGGAAGUAUUGCUUCUGAUGCUGAAAGUUCUGACGAGCAGCCCAUGUGCCUUUCAGCAGAAGCCAAAGAUGCUAGUUGUCAGAAAAAUCAGGACUCUCUUGGUACUUCAAAACAUCAGAAAUUAGAUAACAAUCUAAAUCUAAAUGAAAAGUGUAUUUUUUAUAAAAGUAAGAUUUUAGAACGGAACAUUUCUUCUGAGUCUGAUGAUGAGAAAACCAAGGAACAUUGCAUUUUACAGAAUGCCACAGAAUCUGAAGACAGUGAUGUCAUCUACCCCACACAAUGUGUAACUCAGAGAUUCCCUAAGAAUGGUAUAAGGUUAAAACCACUCUUGGAUGGAUCUGAAGAUUCUGAAAUAGAAAGCCCUGUAAAAACAAGAAAUAAUGAUGAUGAUAGAAAGACUGAUGACAGAGAAAAUGGAAUAAUUUCAAAAAAGUUAAAUCCCGAGAACACAACCUUGAAACCUGUUAUGAAAAGAAAAGGCACUAGUGAUAUUAGUGACGAAUCUGAUGAUAUUGAAAUGUUCUCCAAGUCAAGAGUAAGAAAGCAAAAAGCUACUAGAUCAUUGAAAUUUAGGAGAAAAAAGGAAGAUAAAAGGGAACUUGAUUUUUCUAAAACAAUGAAGAAAACAAACCAACUGUAUACAACACAUGAGAAUUGUAACUCUCAGUUUAUUGAUGAUUAUUCAUCAUCAGAUGAUGAUUUAUCUACCGGCCACUUUAGUUUCUCUAAACAGAACCAUAGACCAAAAACUAUAAAAGGAAGAAUUAGUUUCUCUUCAGAAUUGCCUACUCAUAAUGAGAAAAAUAGCACUUUCAUGCCAAGGAAACCAAUGAAAUUUUCAAAUGAGAAGGUUGUCAAUCAAGAGCAGAUGUAUGAAUCAAUGGAUAAACUUUUAGAUGGUGUUCAGGAAGUGGCUUACAUUCACUCAAACCAGAAUGUGAUUGGAUCAAGCAAAGCUGAAAAUCACAUGAGCCGAUGGGCAGCACGUGAUGUAUUUGAAUUGAAGCAGUUUUCCCAGCUGCCUGCUAACAUAGCUGUUUGCAGUUCUCAGACAUACAAAGAAAAAGCAAAUGCAGAUACAUCAACAUAUACAACAAAAGACCAACAACCAAGUGAAGGAAACAUUUCAUUUCCUCUUUACAUUUCAAAGCCUGUAAGCCAGAAGAAGAAAAAAGUGUUCCGAACAGACCAGACCACCUUCAUCAUUGGAGAAACACCAAAAGGAAUCCGGAGGAAACAGUUUGAAGAAAUGGCCUCUUACUUUAAUUCAUCUUCUAUAAAGGAAUUUGCUAAGCAUAUAACUAAUGCCACAUCAGAAGAACGACAGAAAAUGCUAAGAGAAUUUUAUGCUUCUCUAUAUCCAGAGGUAAAAGAAUUUUUUGUGGAUUCUGCUUCAGAAUUCAUCAGUUCUUCCUAUCAGGAAGAAAAGACAGUCAGGAAGAAAUCUGAAAAAAGAGAAUCUCUUAUAAAAGAAGGGCUGUCAGAUUCUGAAACUUUGUCAUUUAAAGAUUCUACCAACAAAAUUGCUCAAAUUUGUAGCCCAAGAAUAUAUAAAGGAAAAUCAAAUAAGUUUCAAAGUCAUGGUUCCUAUAAGGAAGAGGUGUGUUCUAAAGAAGCAGAAACUAAGAAAUCGCCUAUUAGUUCUACCCAAGAGAUUGACAAUGGAAAAAACAAGGCAUCCAAAGAUAGUAUAUCCUGUUCCCCCAACAGUAAGUCUGAAGCACAUGAGAGAGAGUUAGAAAACACCAGGAAAGACCAACAGGACCUCAGAAGAACAAGCAUUUCAAGAAACACACCCCUUUUCAAAUUGGAAAACAAAAAGAUAGAAAAUCCAGUAUUAGAAAACACUUCCGUGGUAGGCUUACUCGGCGACACUUCUAUUCUUGAUGACCUCUUUAAAAGUCAUGGGAACAGUGCCACACAACUACCAAAGAAAGUUCUUUCAGAGCCCAUGGAAAAAGCAAAACGGAGACCAAAAGACUUCUGGGACAUCUUGAAUGAGCAGAAUGAUGACAGUCUUAGCAAACUCACCGACUUGACAGUAAUAGAGACUUUGUGUGAAAAAACACCCUUUGCUAUAUCCUCCAAAAGUAAAGAUGAGCUAGAAACUUCUCUUUGGAAAUCAAAUGAGAAAUUUUUGUGGAAGAAAUUUAACUCAAGUGAUUCAGAUGAAAACCUAACCAAUACACAGAGUGAUCUAUAACAUGUGAGUGAAUUACUACACCAAUGAGCCAUCACUGUGUACAGCACUCUAUUCUGCACUAAUUAUAUUAUCUCGAAGACAGUUGUCAACUUGUACUUUUUAUUAAAUUCUUGCUUUAGAGUUUUUUUUAAAGUCUAAGAUAUGUAUUUGGGGUUUUUUGAUAUCUGAUUUGAUCUUUUAAAAAUAUGAUUGCAUUAUGGUACAGACCUCUGUUAUGAAAUGGAAAAUGGUCUAGAUUUGUUAUUAGGAGACCUGGGCUCUCUCUUACCGUAAAUUAUGCAACCUUAGAUAAGUCACUUGCCCUGGUGUUCAUCUUUUCCUAAUAUAAGAGAGGAAUGGUUUCAACUAGAUAAACAUGUGUGCUUCAAUUUUAAAAAGCUUUGGUUCACUCUUCCAAGUUCCCUUAGGUCAUGGGCCAACUCCUGCCUAUCCCCCAAACCAGGUACACAUUGAGGUGUCUCUUUCUCAUGAGCAUUUGGAAAGCACUUAAGUAUUUUCCUUUUUCCUCAGUAUCAAGUUCUUUUAUUACUAACUUAUUUUAGAUAAAAGUUACAACUAGUACUGAAUAUAUGCUAUUGCAUUAAAAUGGUUGGUCUUUUUCUAACAACUCAAAAUAAAACUAUUAUGAUUUAAUCAAUAUAAAUAAAGCUUUAUAUAAUACUUUUGUAUUUAAGUAUGACGAAAUGAGUAAAUACUUGAUUUUAUUUUGAAACUGUUACAUUUUGUUGGAUUUAUACAGUUUAAACUGGAAUGUGCUGGUUGUUGAAUUUAUUUAUUUAGAAGCACUCAUUCAGCUCCUAUGUUCUAUGCUAUGAGCUUCAACUUCACAGGUGAGGUACAGCUAGAGGUAAAAGAAAGGAAAUCAUGUCUGUAAAGGGUCAUGUCUAAAGCCCCUGGCAUCAUGCCUGCACAUUGUAGGCAGAGACCUGAGGCUUCUACUGACGCAGGUUCAAAUGCGCAGUUGAACUUUCCCUCAGUUAAGCCUUCAGGGCUGUGAUCGUUAGGAAGUGUCCAUCCUGCAAAUAGCACCAAGCCAGGAAAUGGUUGUACUCAGAGAUCACUGCUGUUGUAUUGAGGAGAGAGAACUUUGAAGUACCCAGGAUGUGGAGUCUCCUUGCUUAGAAGGGAAAGAAAUAAAAAUCUUUUCUCAAGGGACUGAAAUCACCAAGAAUGUUUUUUCUUUAGAACAAUGUUUGGCUUUGGAGAACUGUGAAAUGUAUUUUAUAUCAUGAUGCAAUAUAUAUGUGUUCAUACGUCAACAUGAUUGAAAUAAAAUGUUUAUGAAAUAAUAUUUACACUGAAGGCAUGUAAUACACUUUGACAGUUUGCCCUUCUA